AUGGAAGGAUGCGGCGCCGGUUCUUUGGGGCUCACAAUUCAGCGUCUCGCACCCGUGGAACCAAUCGCUCAGCAACCUGUUUCAGUCAGCGCCAGCGCAUUCAGACGGACAUGCUGCCGUCGCCCUCUCGAGCACCUCGACACGGCCGAUGUCGCCACCCUCGACCAGAACCUACACGACAUUGACGAAGCCUUGCGCCACAUACAAGAUGAUUGGCCCGUCAAGGGUUUCUACGUCGGCUCGCAAUUCAUUGAGACCGUUGUCGUCCCUCCGCAAGAGCAGCAUGCCUACUCCUACGAGGAGGGCCUCUCGGAUUUUGAGGAUGAAAUGAGGGCUGCCCACGACUGGUACGAUUCACAAGACGACGACGACGACGACGACGACGACGAUUUCAACGAUGUUGACGGCCUGGGCCAGCCCAUUUCCAGUGAUGAGGACGACGACGUUGACGGCCUAGGUCAGCCCAACGUCGAUAAUGCGGUCGAGGCUGCGGAUGGCCAGGAGUCGCAUCACAACGCCAAUGGCGCGUUUCAGCCUGAGCACGAACAUGAAGCGCAUCACGAGGCCGAUUUUGACGAAGAGGAGGAACCCACCCGCCCCUUCGAUCCCAAACCUUACUCUCUGAAUGCCGAGGAGUACCAAGCCAGGUUCCACGUCGACCUCGCCAAACGGCUGCUCCAACGCUGUAAGCACAUCCGGGGAAUCGUUCGGACUCGGUCUCGGAAGCAUAUGCGACCUCUAAACCUCGGCGACAUGCCGCACGACAUUCUCGCACGUAUUCUCGCUCCCGAGGAAAAUCAGACCAUCGUCCAGAAGGGAUAUUGCCCGCCAGAGUACCUCCGAAACAAGGAAGAGCUGAACCUGAUGAAGUCUCUACGCCUUACUUGUCGAUCUCUUGCGGGCAUGAUUGCCCCGCUACUUUUUUCCUUCCUCACUGUGCGUCUGACGGACGAAUCUCUUACCAAACUUGUUUACAUCUCUCGUCACCCGAGUCUAGGGAGGGGCAUCAAGACCAUUCGUAUCGCCGCCCCUUACCAAGAUGCCUUCAUUGCAGAGAAUCCCGCGCACUUCGUCGACCACGUUCUUUAUAUCAUGGUACAACGUUUUAUGAUCACCGAUGAGGCGACUGGGAGAAGUCAAUGGUGCGGCGGCUUGCCAGCAGAAGAACAAGCUUAUCACGAGUUCAUGAACGGCGUCAGACAUUUCCACAGCCUCGAUCGCGAUGAGGGUUUCAAUGCUCGGGUGCCGGGAGGCGAUUGGUAUGCCAGGUUCUCACAACACACGUUUCUCUUUCACUGCUGGAACGCCUAUCGCAACAAGUUAGCUGAGGAAUUUCGCGUCCUGGAUGGCAUCUACAAUGAGGGAGACAACUUUGUCCGAUUAGUUGCAGACACCAUCGCCCGGAUGCCCAACGUCGAGACCCUGACCUUCUCGGAUCACUCCCAUGACCAGCCUUGGGUCCUCAAAUACCGUGACACACGCAACAAAUUCACUGGCGAGCCGCUCUUUGAUCUCUUCACGCGGGGGAGCAACUGGGAUAAUGCGAGGAACCUCCCCUCGGGCGGAUCGCAGAAUCGGUGUCUGUCGAUGUUAGUAAGCCUCUUAUCGACGAUAGGAAGUCGCAACAUCCAGCUCAAGCAUCUCGAAAUCAAUGUCACCGCACCUAAUACGCUCACCGGGUUCAGCGUCACACCCGAUGCCAGGGAGAGCUUCCAGCGGGCUAUGCGAAACGUGGAGUUUCUCAAAUUCCACAUCUCACACGACCCAUUUAACAGGACGCCCAUGACAGGGAAUUACCCCCCAAGAGAACCCGAAGAACUAGACAGCCUGGAUGAGUUCCUCGACUGUCUCCUAUCGUCGAAUAACCUUCGCGAGCUCGACCUGAGCUUCGAGUCGUUGCGGGAAGAGAACGUGGACGACCCCGUGAGAUAUUAUCUUCAAUCCCUUUGGAAAGCUAGGCCCUGGCCGCACCUACGCAAAACCACUUUGAACAGCGUUUGCAUGGACUCCAGGAAGCUCAAGGGCUUACUCGGCAACAGACCCCUGUGGAUUACGGAGUUACACAAGCCACACAUGUCCUUCGGCACCUGGACGGAAGCCCUUGAUGUCAUGCGCGAGAAGUACGACACCGAAUGGUCGCGACCUAAUAAAUGGGGCAAAGUGGAUGAUAAACUGAAAGGUUUGAACAUUGGCGGACGUCUCUGGGAGGCCAGCGGCGCUGAGUGCUCGACGAUGACACGGAUGGCCUAUGCCAGGGCCUUUUCGAUCCCGCCCGGCGGAUGGCCAAAGAUCAAUGGCAAAUACUCACAUGAGGGGUUCUGGCAAGCACAACAUUAUAUCUCCCAUGAGCAGGACGUCAACCCUUGUCGAGACGUCUGA
Colletotrichum chrysophilum is the source of this 2379-nucleotide messenger RNA. RefSeq lists its product as uncharacterized. Bases 1 to 2379 code for a protein of 792 amino acids. The transcript is spliced from 2 exons. NCBI's taxonomy places the organism in Eukaryota, Fungi, Ascomycota, Sordariomycetes, Glomerellales, Glomerellaceae. The record is from RefSeq and is a predicted model, not a curated record.